GCCCGCGACAGGGGGAGGAAGCGAGCGAGGCAGGCAGCGAGCGAGCGAGCGCCACACCCCCCCCGGGCCGGAGCCUGCCGGGAAGGAGGCGCGGGCAGGCGGCAUGGAGUAGGGGCCGGCGAGCGGAGCGGGCGGCAUGGAGCCGGGGCCGAGCCCGGGGCCCUGCGCCGAGAUGCUGCAGGUGGCCGAGGAGGCCUUUCGCGGCGGCAACUUCGAGCUGGCGGCCGAGAUCUACGGCUCGCAGCUGGCCGAGCUGCCGCAGCCCGAGCGGGGCCUCUGCCUGCGCCGGGGGGACGCGCUGGCCCGCGCCGGCCGCAUGGCCGAGGCCCUGGAGGCCUACAGCGCCGCCGCCCGGCUGGGCCGCCUGCGGCCCGAGGAGCUGCCGGAGCUGGCGGAGAGCCUGGCCCUCAGCCUCCGCGAGAAGGCGCUGCGCCUGCCGCCCUGGCCCGGCGGCGGCGGCGGCCCCGAGGGGGCGGGCGAGCCGCUGGGCGACCCCGCCUGCUGCCGCCCGCCCGAGCUGCUCGGCUGCCCCCGGUGCCGGCGGCUGCUCUGCGAGCCGGUGACCCUGCACUGCGGCCACACCCGCUGCCGGCGCUGCGCCGAGCCCGGCGACUGCUGCCACCGGCCCCGCCGCGCCGCCGCCGGCCCCGCCAGCGCCCGGGUCAACGUGGUGCUGGGCAACCUGCUGGAGAAGUGGCUGGAGGGGGAGAGCCGGGCGCGGCGGCUCCGCGCCGAGGGGGACGAGCUGCGGGACAGGCAGGAGCUGCCGGCCGCGCUGGAGAAAUACAACCAGGCCCUGGAGACCGCUCCUUGCAAAUGUUCGUUAAUAGCACAACGAGCAGAAUUGUGGAUAACCAUGAAAAACUAUCAACAAGCUCUCCAUGAUGCAGAGGCACUCUGCCAAAACAAACCCCUCUGGCCCAAGGGUCGUUAUGUGAAAGCACAAGUUCUUUCUGGAUUGGGAAGGACUGAGGAAGCACUGAAGGAGUUUCUUUAUUGUGUUGCCUUAAAUCCUGAAUGGAGCUUAAUGAAGAAAGAAGCCCAAAAGAUAAUGUGUGAGAUGUUUUUCCCAGCCUUCGAAAAUGUGCAUGACAGCCUCACUGCACCUUUCUCUAGUCGGACAAGGUUGAAACCUGCAUUUUUAAGCAGCUUAAAUACUGUUGAAGAUGGUUCUGCUGCUGGGUGCUCUGAGGAUACUGUAUUCAAAUUAACAAAAGCCCUGUCCCAAGAGUCCGAUGUUCUUCGAAGCACUAAUUCUUCUGUCUCUCACAAUGUACUGGAUUUGCAUUUUGAAGACCAUAAGUCAUUGGGAACAAUCCUCUCCAGCUUACCUGUUGCACGUUUAAAAAGAAAGCUAUCCAGUGACUUGAGGGAUUUACAAAGCUUGGAUGUCCCAAAUAAGAUUCCUAAAAAAGAUGGAGAUACUGUACUUGAAAACUCAGCCACCCCUUCAUUACGUGAGAUACCAACAGUCGUUGUGGAUGCAUCUGACUUCGAGUGUUCCCUCUGCAUGAGGUUAUUCUAUGAGCCUGUUACCACUCCCUGUGGACAUACAUUUUGUCUCAAAUGCCUUGAGCGUUGCCUUGACCAUAACCCAUAUUGCCCGCUCUGCAAAGAAAAGCUCUCUGAAAUUCACAAAACUGGAGGUGGUGGUGAACCACUUACAUCCUUUAGCCCAGUUAAAGCACAUACCCCUUCCUCUUCUCUCCUGCUGAAGCUGUUACACUUUGGAUACAUGAUUAAAUAUUCAUUGGAGCAGGGACUGGAACCUGAGUGUUGCCUGCCCUUCCAGUUUUUGGCAAGCAGAACUUAUAAAAAGACUGUCCUUACAGAAGAACUAAUAGUUCGUUAUUUGCCAGAAGAAUUAUCAGAAAGAAAGAAAAUUUAUGAAGAAGAAAUGAAGGAAUUAUCAAAUUUGAAUGAAGAUGUUCCCAUCUUUGUGUGUACCAUGGCCUUCCCUACCAUUCCUUGCCCACUUCAUGUCUUUGAACCUCGGUAUCGGCUAAUGAUAAGAAGGUGCAUGGAAACUGGUACCAAACAAUUCGGCAUGUGCUUAGCUGAUGAACUAAAAGGGUUUGCCGAUUAUGGCUGCAUGCUAGAGAUCAGGGAUGUAAAGUUUUUUCCUGAUGGGCGUUCAGUUGUUGAUACGGUUGGUGUUCGUCGAUUUAAGGUCUUGAAUCAUGGUCAACGAGAUGGGUAUAACACCGCGAACAUUGAAUAUCUUGAAGAUAAAAAGGUGGAGGGAGCAGAGUAUGAAGAACUUGUCCGUCUUCAUGAUUCAGUUUAUGAUCAAGCUGUUGCCUGGUUUACUUCCCUUAAAGACAACAUGAAAGCACAAAUUCUCAAUCAUUUUGGAUCAAUGCCAGGAAAGGAAUCAGAGCCACAGAGUAACCCCAGUGGUCCAGCCUGGUACUGGUGGCUAUUGGCAGUGUUACCAUUAGAAAACAGGGCUCAGCUGGCUAUACUUGCUAUGACUUCCUUUAAAGAUCGUCUUAUUGCCAUCAGACGUGUAUUAAUAUUUGUAACACGCAAGAGACCCAGAUGACAUGGACUUAUGAACAGGCACUGACUGUAUGUUAGUAGAUACGUUUUUUUAAAAGCAUCAUGCAGAGAUGAACUGUUCUUUCUGGUUGUCUGACAUUCGCUAUUCUGGAUGUUCACCAAACUUUGCACUCUACUCUGUAAUUAACAAGCACUCUGUGCCUGUUGUCCUGGUGAAAUCUGAGCCCCUAUGAAGUUGUGCUACAAUUGCAAUGUAGUUGGUAGUUGUGGAUAACUACUUUGAAGUACUAUUCAUAAUCAAGAGUUGAUGUUUCUAGCCUGUGAGAGACUGAGUUUAAAGUAUUAGAACAUCACAAAUGGCCUGUGUGCAGUUUGGAUUUACACUUAGAAGGAAAAAGAGUUCUCUGCAAUGGAUCACAGACUGCAGAUGGUUUUAUUAGUUUUCCUGAGAUGGUCAGCAGAAGGGAAACCAAACUAUCCUGCAGAUAAAGAAUGCACAAAGUGCAUAGCUGAUAGGAUGUUCUCUUAAUGCGUUGGUGGAGUCUCUCUGCACUUCCAUCUACUUGUUCAAGAAAUAUUGGUCUAUAAAACAAUUUUCAAGAUUAAGGCUUUGGAGGUUGUCCAGGAGCAUAGUAUUUACAUGGUCAAGGUUGUGUGUCGGGAAGAGUAGUAGCUACUGAACAGCAAUUUGGUAACCUUAAGUAAUCCCUUGUGUUGUGAUUUGCAUGUUGUAGUGGAAUGAGUAUAUCAAAUGUCAAAGGUGUACAUUUAUUUUUAGAAAAUCAAAGUAAUCCCAGUUGGUCUGACGUCACUAAACACAAACCAAACAAAUUCCCUAAAACAUGAAAGGCAGUUGUGAAGUAGCUAUUUCACUCCGAAUUCUGGGAAAGCAUGUUGUGGUACUCGGCUGAUGUGUGUUCUUAAAGUAAACUUGGCUAGGAUAAGCAUUGGGGAAGAUUCCAUUUCCCUUCUCAUCUUCAAAUGAUGUGCCAAGCUGAUGUUACAUUGGAACAAUUAUUUGUUAGAACUUUGGGUUUAAAAGUUAGUGUUAUGCUUUAUAUCAUAAGUGCUGCACGUGGUUGGAACCUUGGUCUGUGAUGACCUCAUGAAGAGGUCCAAACUGAACACUAACAAAAGGCAAGUCUCAAUGCAAGCUUAAGUCAAGUGUCCUCUUCAUUUGUUUGUCUUGGUUUUUAAUAUAUUGGUUUUGUUAAUAUCCUACUUUGAUAGCUAUUGAAUAUUUUGCUGGUUAGUAAAACUAUUUCAGUGGCUAUUUAGAAAAUUAAGUAAUCAACAGUGUUACUAAUUUAAUUGUGUAGCUUCCUAUAAGAAGUAAUUUUACCAACUUGAAAAGUUAGCCAGAAUCUGUGCUCUCAAAGUAUAGUGAGAUGCUUUUAGAGACACUUGUUCAUGUGCAACACUCUGGCAUGAUGAAAAUGGUGUCUUAUCUAAAUGUUUAAAGUGCCUAGUUUUUAGUUUGCUUUGAAUUUUUUUUUUUUUUUUUUUUGGUCCAUGAAGAUAUAUAUCAAAAAUUUGCACACGAGUCCUGGAAGAAAACUGCAUAAACAAAUGAAUUAACACAUAUUGGCUGCUUUCUUGGAUACUGUAAUUACAACCUUUUAUGGUCUGGGAAACUAAAGUAUCUAGUGCAGUGGUUUUCAAACUUAUUUUUCAUUUAUAAAAUUUCAAAUGGAGGUGCAGACCCCUUUGGAAAUCUUAGACAUAGUCUAUGGACCUACAGGGGUUCACGUACUACAGGUUGAAAACCCGUGAUCUAGUUAACUUUUCUUUCAGCAAAUCGUUACCAGAAAUGGUUUCUGUAAUCUGCUCUGAAUGUACUGUAAUUUCCUCUACCUUGAACGCGCCUUUUCUAGUUAAAUAGUGAUUUGUAAUUUAUCUUUUGAAUUGUGAAGUGCAUAACUUACAACCAAUGAUUUUGUAAUCUCCACAAUAGCCUUGCUGCAAGUUCUGCUACUGUCAUAAGAGUACUAAAAGUAAAAGGUAUAUGAGAUUCUGAGAGGGUGGAGAAGGCGUCAGAGCCCCAAAGCUGCAAACAAAACCGCUUGAAGUCUUAUGGAGCACUUCCCCCUCCAUCCGUGCAUUAAUAACUCUCAUUUUAAAAACAUCCCAGUGUUUUUUCCAGUUAAUCCACUUUAUACUACCAGCACUUUAGGUAGUUCAUCUUCAGUUUGGCAACCCAACUCAUUUUAAGUUGGGGAAAAUGAAUUCUCUUUGUGAACUUUCACGUCGUUUUUUGUUCUGUAUGCUACUCUUGCCAUCAUUGUCCUUGCUCUGUCUUUGUCUUACCCUACCCCUUUUCCAUGACUCUUUCCAUGUCCAUGCAUUGUUUUCAUGUUUUGGCUGCAAAGGGACAUUGACAGAAUCAUACAGUCCUAGGCCUUGCACCUGCAGAGUGUUACAUAUGUGCUUAACCUUACACAGAUAUACAUCCUUUUAGAAUUGAAAUGUUAGUUGCUGUCUCCUUGAUUCUAAUUACUGACAACAAUGUGAAUUUCUCUGCAAAAAGCCAGUGAUUUAAGAUGUCUGUCCUUUAAGUACUUUUAAUUGUGACACUACAAAACAAAGUGUUAACUUUAAUACAUCAUAGAAAAACAAUAAUGAAGAUGUAAGAGUGUUGUUUUUGUUUUUUAAUUAGCUUUUUUGCAUUAAAUUACAUUACUGUCUAAGGAUGCCAGGAUAACUAAUGAAAUGUCCUCGCUUGAGUGAAAGCUGAGUGACAGAAUUUUUGGUAAGUUUUUUUUUUUUUUUUUUUUUUUUAAACUGUUUCUAGCACAAUGGGGUCCUGGUCCAUGACUGGGGCUCCUGGGUGUUAAAUUAAUAAAAAUAAUUAAUAUUUGUUUUUAAACACUUAAGUGACUGACAUUUUGGAUAAAUAUGAAAUAGUCAGUAUCUGUAUGCAAAUGUUAAACUAACAACCCAAACUCACUGUUUCUUCCAAAACAUCAAAUACUGGAUCAUACAGCAAAGCUAAAGAGAAACGCUAUUCAUGGGCACGUACAGAGUCUCUAGAAGUAGAGACUUUAUUCUUACCAAGUUCUCCUGUCUUGGUUUGUACAGCAGCAAAUAGUAAAUAGAUGGAGAAACCAGUUGCCUCUUCUCUGGAUUAGAGGCAAAUGUCCAUAUUGCAGCUAUUUUAUAUCUUUACUUAGUUCUUGUCCCCAUGGUACGGUAUUGAAACCAUGAGCUAAGCAGCUGGAAAAGACAGGUGUUUCACUGCCCUUUAACACACUACAUUUUUCGUACUUGCUUCCUAGCCUGGGCAAUGUGGUAGGAAAGUCUCCACUUCGGUGAGAUCCUUUAUACAUCAU
Dermochelys coriacea (leatherback sea turtle) is the source of this 5831-nucleotide messenger RNA. It is a transcript of the gene LONRF2, whose product is annotated as LON peptidase N-terminal domain and ring finger 2. Gene Ontology annotation, biological process: protein ubiquitination. The coding region runs from base 137 to 2545 and encodes 802 amino acids. Gene Ontology annotation, molecular function: ubiquitin-protein transferase activity; protein binding. The record is from RefSeq and is a predicted model, not a curated record. The transcript has 13 exons. NCBI's taxonomy places the organism in Eukaryota, Metazoa, Chordata, Testudines, Dermochelyidae.